CGCUACGGGCGCCUCUCGGAACUAAAAGAGAGCGGAGAGUCCUCGCCAGCCUCAAACUUGCGCUGCCCAAUCGAUAGGUCCUCUCCGGCUGACUCGCCGUCCCUGUAGCAGCAGCAUGGACUCCCUGAUACCGGUGGUCAACUUCGGACCCGGGCCUGCCAAGCUGCCGCGCUCCGUGUUGCUAGAGGUGCAAAAAGAAUUAUUAAACUACAAAGGAAUUGGGAUUAGUGUUCUUGAAAUGAGCCACAGGUCAUCAGAUUUCUCUAAGAUUAUCAAUAACACAGAGAACCUUGUACGGGAAUUGUUAGCCAUUCCAGACAACUACAAAGUGAUUUUUGUACAAGGAGGUGGGUGUGGCCAGUUUAGUGCUGUCCCCUUAAACCUGAUUGGCCUGAAAGCAGGAAGAUGUGCUGACUAUGUGGUGACAGGAUCCUGGUCAGCUAAGGCUGCAGAAGAAGCCAAGAAGUUCGGAACUGUGAAUAUCGUCCACCCCAAACUUGGGAGUUACACGAAAAUUCCAGAUCCGAGCACCUGGACCCUCAACCCGGAUGCCUCCUAUGUGUAUUACUGCGCCAAUGAGACUGUGCACGGAGUGGAGUUUGACUUUAUCCCUGAUGUCAAGGGAGCAGUGCUGGUCUGCGACAUGUCCUCAAACUUCCUGUCCAGGCCAGUGGAUGUUUCCAAGUUUGGUGUGAUUUUUGCUGGUGCCCAGAAGAAUGUUGGUUCUGCGGGGGUCACGGUGGUGAUCGUUCGAGAUGACCUGCUGGGAUUUGCCCUCAAAGAGUGCCCCUCGGUCCUGGAUUACAAAGUGCAGGCUGGAAAUAACUCCCUGUACAACACACCUCCCUGUUUCAGCAUCUAUGUCAUGGGCUUGGUCCUGGAGUGGAUUAAGAACAACGGCGGGGCAGCAGCCAUGGAGAAGCUUAGCUCCAUCAAAUCACAAAUGAUUUAUGAUAUUAUUGAUAAUUCGCAAGGAUUCUAUGUAUGUCCAGUGGAGCCCCAGAAUAGAAGCAAGAUGAAUAUUCCAUUCCGCAUUGGCAACACCAAAGGAGACGAUGCUUUAGAAAAAAGAUUUCUUGACAAAGCUCUUGAACUCAAUAUGAUCUCCUUGAAAGGGCAUAGGUCUGUGGGAGGCAUCCGGGUCUCUCUGUACAAUGCUGUCACUGUCGAAGAUGUCCAGAAGCUGGCAGCCUUCAUGAAGAAUUUUUUGGAGAUGCACCAGCUAUGAGCGGAUCCUGACCAGUAUAUACUCUGCCGUUGAACAAUGAACGAAGCUGAAAGUCACUUGGGAAUGGUUACAAAAAAUAUUAACAAAUACGGCAUUUUCUCGAGUGAUAUGAUAGAUUUUUCUUUUUUAGAGAAAAACAGCAACACAGCUCUGCCAAACUGUUGGUACUUAAUCUUAAUUCUGACUUUAACUGGAAGCCUUUAAAAAAAUCUUCCCUCUCUUUUUUCUAAAAACUCUUAACAAAUACUGUCUUUGCUGCUACUCUUUCUGCUUAGAUCUCAUAUUCAAAGCUGCCUGUGGCUUUAAUUAUGCAAAUUGGCAGGUUAUUAUUUUUAGAAACACACAAACAGCAUGGAGAGUGGGGUGGGGUCCUCUGGGUGCUGAAUUUUGAUCCUUUGCAAAAUGACAGCAGUGGGGGUCUCCUGGGGUUCUGCAGCUAUUAAUUCAGGUCACCACCGUCCAUGCGGUGGAUGUUUAGGAGUUCAGACUAAAAGGCAAACUGGAAAUCUGUCCUUAUACUGUUAUUCUCAUAAAGAGAUGGAAGUGACAUACUGUAUGUUUAUAUAACAAGGUCUGUUUUUAACACUAAAUAGUUUAUAUCUCCAUGCACUUAUGUUUUCUAAUAAUACAGUUCAUGUGGGUGUAUGUUCAGACUUUGAGAAUUUGAUAGGAUCCUUAACCUUGUGCAUUAAAGUGUUAUGUUUUCACCAGCUGUGUUCCUCCCCUACCCCUUCCUUUUUAAAGCUACUUCACAAGGGUUGGAAGCUCCCUGGUUCACUUUCCAUUCCUCUCAGUGGGUAGAAGAAAGGUUGGUUGGUUGGUUGGUUGUUUCUUUGUUUUUCAGUUAUGCCAUUAAACUAAAAAUCUCUGUUAAACUCCUCUUUCCUUUGUUCACAUGACUGUUUCUUUAUGGUGUUUGGCCAGUGAUGCUGUGAGUUUGGGAAGAUCUUUGCUGAAGACUCUUUUCCCCUGUUAUUCAUCCAUUGUCAGUGUUUUAUGUUGAAUACAUGAAGGACAUUAAAGUCCUAAAACAUCUAA
This is a messenger RNA of Capra hircus (goat), 2266 nucleotides long. RefSeq names its product phosphoserine aminotransferase 1 (gene PSAT1). NCBI's taxonomy places the organism in Eukaryota, Metazoa, Chordata, Mammalia, Artiodactyla, Bovidae. Gene Ontology annotation, cellular component: cytoplasm. The transcript is spliced from 9 exons. Gene Ontology annotation, molecular function: O-phospho-L-serine:2-oxoglutarate transaminase activity; pyridoxal phosphate binding. Gene Ontology annotation, biological process: L-serine biosynthetic process. The record is from RefSeq and is a predicted model, not a curated record. Bases 116 to 1228 code for a protein of 370 amino acids.